Messenger RNA from Pungitius pungitius (ninespine stickleback), 3967 nucleotides. RefSeq names its product collagen, type XXVIII, alpha 1a (gene col28a1a). The record is from RefSeq and is a predicted model, not a curated record. Gene Ontology annotation, molecular function: serine-type endopeptidase inhibitor activity; extracellular matrix structural constituent conferring tensile strength. Gene Ontology annotation, biological process: extracellular matrix organization. The transcript has 33 exons. Bases 1 to 3567 code for a protein of 1188 amino acids. NCBI's taxonomy places the organism in Eukaryota, Metazoa, Chordata, Actinopteri, Perciformes, Gasterosteidae.
AUGACCAUGCAGUGGCUCCAAAAGGUUCUGAUCCUUGCCUUGGCCCUAUCAAGUCCAACUACAUGCCAAAAAAGAAAGGGGAAAGGACAAAGAGAUGAUUACCAGGUCAUCAUUAAUGAGGCCAAAAAGUCUAAGCCUACUGUGUUGUUGCUCUACCCUCAUCCCUCAGCCCUCAUCUGCCCAGUGGAGAUCAUGUUCAUCGUGGACAGCUCAGAGAGGGCCAAAUCGCUGCUCUUUGAGCGGCAGAAAGACUUUGUCCUGCGCUUCAGCACGAAGCUCCUGCAGCUGCAGUCUGCCGGCUGGCGGCUGCGUCUGCGCCUGGCCGCCCUGCAGUACAGCAGCACCGUGUCCGUGGAGCACAACUUCAGGGACUGGCAGGACCUGGACGUCUUCCAGAGCCGCGUGGCCUCCAUGGCCUUCAUCGGCCACGGCACUUUCACCGCCUACGCCAUCACCAACUCCACCCGGGUGUUUGGCCGCGAGACGUCCUCCAGCAGCCUGAGGGUGGCGCUGUUGAUGACGGAUGGAGCGGACCAUCCACGCAGCCCCAGCGCUGUGACAGCUGCCUCCGAGGCCAAGCGGCUCAACAUCAGGGUGUUUGCCAUCGGGCUGUCGGACCCCCAGAGCGACAGCUCCCUGAGUACGAGGCUAAGAUCCAUAGCCAGCGGCCCCCCCCAGCAGCACGUCCUCAGCCUCGCUGACAGCCAGCUGGAUGACACACUCUUCAAUGAACUGGUCAGUUGUGUCUGUGUCAGGGCUGACACAGUAUGCCCUCCGCCAAAGAACUGUCUGUGUGAGCGGGGGGACAGGGGUCACCCUGGAAGCACGGGGAAACCAGGCGAGCCGGGGUUUGAUCGAGCUUCGGGUCCAAAGGGAUCUCGUGGGGAACCUGGCAUUAACGGACGUCCAGGAAUAAAGGGCCUUGAGGGUCGCCCGGGCAGCAAAGGGGAAAAGGGAGAACAGGGGGAAUGUGGUGCCACUGGUAAACAGGGAGAACAGGGUAAAGAUGGACCCCCUGGCCCUAGAGGCCCUAGAGGAGAGCAGGGAGCCAGGGGAGGACCUGGAGAUCAAGGUCCUGAAGGGACAUCUGGACCUAAAGGUGAACGAGGACUGAGAGGUGCAUCUGGACCUCCAGGAGAUAGCGGCAUUGGGUUCCCUGGUCCCAAGGGUGACAGGGGGAACCAAGGAAGACCAGGUCCUCCUGGACCAAUGGGUAUUGGGGAACCAGGAGCAGCAGGUCCAGCAGGGCCACCAGGGAUGCAAGGAUCACCAGGGUUUCCAGGUGAGGGUGUUCCAGGAUCCAAGGGUGACCGGGGGUAUGAGGGUCCAAAGGGCGGCCGUGGACCUCCAGGACUUGGGAACAAAGGUGAUAAGGGAAACACAGGAGCCCCCGGGCUGCCUGGCUUGGUGGGAUUCCCUGGGGCAGGAGUGCAAGGAGAAAAGGGGGAGCUAGGUCCAGCUGGGCCUUCUGGUCCCAGAGGACCUCCUGGAUUGGGAAUAGUUGGAUCAAAGGGUGACCAGGGUUUUCCCGGAGAGCCCGGACCUCAGGGAGAGAGGGGUGUAGGUGAAAAAGGGCCGAAGGGGGAUCCAGGGCCUGAUGGUGCUGCUGGGAUACCAGGCAUUCCUGGUGAGGACGGAGCUGCUGGACCAAAGGGAGAGAUGGGGUUGCCAGGUCUGCGGGGCCUAGAGGGAGCACAAGGAAAAGGCAUCCAUGGAGAAAAGGGAGAUAGAGGGGACCGAGGGCCAAGGGGACUUUCAGGGUCUCCGGGACCCGUUGGACCUGCUGGAGCUAAGGGAGAGCCGGGGAGUCCGGGAACGAUGGGCCUACCUGGAAUGGCUGGGCGUGGCUUAUCGGGAGCAAAGGGAGAUCCUGGUCCCAUUGGACCAGCUGGACCUGUUGGAGAACCCGGUGUAGGAAUCAUUGGGCCGAAGGGUAGCAAAGGAAAUACUGGCCUUGUGGGCCCACCAGGAAUGAAGGGGGAUGGCUUCCCAGGACCACAGGGGCUGCCUGGAUUACCAGGACUGCAAGGAGAAAUGGGACCGGAAGGGAAAGGUCUGCCUGGACCCAAGGGUGACAGAGGCUUGUCGGGUGUGCCGGGGCCCUCUGGUCCUCCAGGAAUUGGACUUUAUGGACCAAAGGGCUCUACAGGGCAGCCUGGUCCACCAGGCCUGCUAGGGCCUCAUGGAGAGGGCAUCCAGGGACCAAAGGGAGAACCUGGGUUUCAGGGGCCAAUGGGUCCUCGGGGACCACCAGGGGACAGUUUUCCAGGAGAGAAGGGUAACAGAGGAAAACCUGGAGUUCGGGGAAAGAAAGGAGACAGUGGAAAUUAUGGGAAACCAGGAUCUACUGGACCUAUGGGGAGACCUGGAGAAAAGGGAGAACGAGGACUGACAAGAGAAGAAGUGGUCAGGAUUAUAAGAGAAAUAUGUGGUUGUGGUCUCAAAUGCAGAGAAAGCCCUCUGGAGCUGGUGUUCGUCAUAGACAGCUCUGAGAAUGUGGGACCAGAAAACUUUGAGUUGGUGAAGGACUUUGUGAACGCGCUUAUCGACGAAGUGCGAAUCAGCCGAGAAGCCUGUCGGGUCGGCGUGGUGCUGUACAGCCACAUGGACAUGGUGGUAGUCAGUCUGCAGCAGCAGUCCACCCAGGACGACGUCAAGGCUGCCGUCCGGGACAUGCCAUACCUUGGCGGGGGCUCCUUAACGGGCAGCGGCAUCCAUCGAGCCAACCAGCUGUUCCGGGCCUCGCGUCCCGGCGUGAGGAAGGUGGCUGUGGUUUUAAUGGACGGGCAGGCUGACCCCCGGGACGUCAUGCUGUUUGAAGAGACGGCAACGAACGCUCACGCAGAGGGGGUUGAGAUGUUUGUAAUAGGAGUCGUCAACAGGACCGACCGUCUCUAUGAAGGGUUCCGGGCUCAGGUGGACGUCAUUGCCUCCGAUCCUGACGAACAGCAUGUCUACAUCAUAGAUGACUUCAGGGCACUUCCUACUCUGGAAGGCAAAAUACUGAGUAGCAUUUGUGAGCAGGAUGACAGAAUGACAUCUCUACAGAACUCCCCUUCUCCACCUGUGGAAAUACACCCAGAGCUUCUAGGAGAAGGCCGCUCCGGAGAGUUCCCAAUUGAGGGAAAGAUCCAACUUGAACUCCCAGUGGAGACACCAACCAACCUGAGUCCACAGUCCCAUGUGUCAGGUAGGGCCGACGAGAGCCUGGUUGAUACUAACCUGUUGGUGGAGGCCUGGGAGGAGCUGCCCGACGUCCUGUUUGCCUCCCCAGGGGGCCCCAGGCUGACCUCAAUAGAGGGGCCUCACAUGUCGACUGGCCAGCUGCACCAGACUGAGAUCAAACUGGAUCCGGUCAGCUCUCAUCCAAUCACGACUGACUCAACGCUGACAGGUGAGGGGUGCAGUCAGACUCUGGACCCGGGUCCCUGUCGGGAGUACGUGGUUAAGUGGUACUACGACCCAGAGGCCAACGCCUGCGCUCAGUUCUGGUACGGUGGUUGUCAGGGCAACGCCAACAACUUUGAGACCGAAGCCAGCUGCAGGAGCUCCUGUGUCUACACGUAAAGACGCUGUGCUCGGGGAAAGUGGUGCGUGUCUGACCAACAUGCUCCAUCACCGUCUCCCAGGGACGGAACCACCCCCCCUUUUGAGGACUGCUGCAGGUCAUGACGUCAUAGAGAGCAGGCGUGGACCUCCUAAUAGACUUCCAGGCUACGUUCACACUGCCGGUGCUCCUCCUUCAUUUUGAACUGCUGCACAUGUAUCUGCUCUGAGACGUAAACGCACUGGUUCAACAUGCCCCCCUGAUGCCCUUUCAUUUGGUUGUCAUCUACAAACUUAGUAAGCCAUCCUGUCGACCCGUGUUUCAGCUCUGAGCAUGUUCACCUGAAAGCCACCACAGCCUCUGUACCAUGAGACAGAAACGGAACAUGAACCUCAAGGCAAGGUACACUAAAUACUUGGA